AUGGCGUGUCCGGUGGGGCUUGCCCUGUGCGGGCAGGCGCUGGUGGUGCGUGGUGGCAGCCGGUUCCUGGCCAUGUGCACUGCGAGCAGUGACGGUGACCCCAGCCUCUUCAUGUACGACUGCAGCACCGCCGGGAGGAAGACGCCCGAGAGUGGAGGGGAGGAUGGGCAGCCCGUGGACAAGGGGAGUGACACGAUCCUGGCGUCCGCCUUCUCCACGUCCGGCAGCUAUUUUGCCGUAACCGAUGACAGUAAGCGUCUGAUUCUUUUCCGUACAAAGCCGUGGCAAUGUCUGAGUGUCAGGAGCGUGGUGAGGAGGUGCACGGCGCUGACCUUCACGGCCUCUGAGCAGAGGGUCUUGGUGGCCGACAAGUCCGGUGACGUCUACUCCUUCUCCGUGUCGGAGCCAGAUGCGAGCGGCCGCCUCGAGCUCGGACACUUGUCCAUGCUGUUGGACGUGACCGUGAGUCCCGAUGAUAGAUUCGUGCUCACUGCAGACCGCGACGAGAAGAUCCGUGUGAGCUGGGCCGCGGCCCCACACUGCAUCGAGUCCUUCUGUCUGGGCCACACUGAGUUUGUGAGUCGCAUCGUUGUGGUUCCUGGGCACCCCGAGUUGCUGCUGUCCUCCUCCGGGGACUGUACCCUGAGGCUCUGGGAAUACAGGAGUGGCCGUCAGCUGCAUUGCUGUCACCUAGCCAGUCUGCAGGAGCCCGCGGAGCCUGCAGACCACAAGCGACUGGCAGCGUCCAGGAUCGCGUUCUGGGCCCAGCAGGACUACGUGGCACUCCUAUGUGACUGCGUCCCCGUGGUCUACAUCUUCCAGCUGGACAUCUCCGCGCAGCAGCUGGCAUUCACCCAGCAGCUGACCUUCCAGCACCGCGUGUGGGAUGUUGCCUUCGAGGAGGCCCAGGGCCUUUGGGUCCUCCAGGACUGUCCCGAAGCCCCCCUAGUGCUCUACACGCCCCUGGAUGGCCGGUGGCAGGCUGUUCCUGAGAGGGCCUUGGUGGACAGACUGUCCCACUGUCUGCGCAGGAACUGGGCCAUGCUGGAAGGUUCCACUGGGGCUGACGAGGGCUUCCGCGGCCUCUACAAGGCCACCUUCGACAACAUGGCUGCGUACCUGAAGAGGAAGGAGGAGAGGCUGCAGCGUCGCCGGAGGAGCCCCCCGCCCGGAGCGCCGGGGCCAACCAAAAAGAGUAGAGUGGACCAGGCCCUGACCUGCUGACCACGCGCUCCCCGGUGCAGCCCCUCAACUCCGGGGUCGAUCGUGCUGGCUGCCAGCUGCAGGACAUGCCCGGGCCCGAGGAAGCUUGCCAUCCCAGUGACUGAGCUGCUUGGGGUCUGUACCCAGUUGGCUGGAAGGGAGCAGUGGCGAUGCCUUCACCUGAGAGCGAUGCUGUCAGCACGCCGCUGGCUGCUCUGGGCCAUGGUGCCUUUUAGCCUGGCUCCUGCAUGUGGAUGACACUCCAUGGUGUUUCCUGUCGCCCUCCAUGCCCGGGAGGUGUGCUCAGUGAUGGAGGCGAGGCCAGGCCAGAACCCAGCUCCCUUCAGGCUGUGCUAGAUGGGCAGGUGUUCACGGCUGCACUGUCAGCGGGAUGCACCCGCCUCCCGUGAAGACGGGUAUCGAGAGGGUGCGUGUGGAUGGAGCCAGUGCUGCAUGUGACUGAUGUGCUCACUGCCCCAUUUGGGCAAAGUGGCCUACACGUUGGGUCAUUGGAUUAGCCUUUUGCCCUCCUCCUGGCCCGUCUCAAAGGGGACAGUGGGCAGGUCUGAGGGGGACGCUUUUUGGGCCCUCUGCCUUUGGGUCCAACUCAGACACUCCCGCGUUCUCCAAAGUGCCUUGUUUCUCUUCCACUUCAGCCUGUAUGUGGUGCUGGCUGGGAUGGCUCAGCCGCCCCUCCUAUGCCAGUUCCCAGACGUUUGGUUCACGCGUGGAGCAGGCGCAGGUCUGGUGGUGUCGGUGCCUGUGUCCCACGUCACAAGGCCCUGCUGGGUGAGUCCCGGCUCCUUCUCGGUCCCGUUCCUGCUGAGGUCUGGGAGGCAGUGGUGAUGGUUCCAGGGCUCACAUUCCUGCCGCCCAGGGAAGACCUGGCUUGGUCUGAGUCUGGGCUAUCGUGGGCAUCUAGGGAGGGAGCCGGCAGGUGGGCACCCACUCGCCUCGGUCUCUCCCUUCUGAACACAAACCUGCUUCGAAAUUUGUGAAUGUAGAAGAAACUCAGGGUCAGCCUUGCUGGUUGAUGGACCGGUCCUGCCCCCGCCUGGCACUGUAGGGCAUGGGAGCUGUGCUACACAUUUCAGUAUGUGCUCCUGCAGGGAGCACUGAAUCACAUUUUAAAAAUGCUUGGAGGAGCCAUGUUGGCAUAGCGAGUAAUGCCACCGUCCUUGAUGCUGAUGUCUCAUGUGAACACUGAGUUUGAGUCCCAGCAGCUCCACUUUCCAUCCAACUCCCUGCUGUGGCCUGGGAAAGCAGUGGAGGGUGA
This is a messenger RNA of Ochotona curzoniae (black-lipped pika), 2479 nucleotides long. RefSeq names its product WD repeat domain 4 (gene WDR4). Gene Ontology annotation, cellular component: tRNA methyltransferase complex; nucleus; cytosol. The transcript is spliced from 11 exons. Gene Ontology annotation, biological process: RNA (guanine-N7)-methylation. Bases 1 to 1224 code for a protein of 407 amino acids. Lineage: Eukaryota; Metazoa; Chordata; Mammalia; Lagomorpha; Ochotonidae. The record is from RefSeq and is a predicted model, not a curated record. Gene Ontology annotation, molecular function: protein binding; tRNA (guanine(46)-N7)-methyltransferase activity.